AUGGCAAUUGCUUUUGGCGUGGGUGGUAAGUUUCUGCCCACAAAUGAAGAAUUGGUGUCCCAUUACCUUUUCAAAAAAGCCAUAGAAGAACCACUGUCAUAUGAACGUAUCAUCCUAGAGCACGACUUGUACGGUGAUGAAGAGCCAUGGGACAUAUUUUGGCGAUCAAACUGGAACAAAAACGUCUCUAACUGCUGCUCCUAUACUACAUUGAAGAAGAAGAAAUGCAAGAAUCAAAAAUUUGGGAAACGUUUUGCUCGCACGGUGGGGAAGGGAGGUACUUGGAGCGGUGUUGACAGCCAACCUAUUCGUAAUCAGAAAGGAGUGCUUACAGGUUGCAAGAAAAACUUUGUUUACGAGAAGAGAGGAUCGGCACAACAUGGUCGUUGGCUCAUGAAAGAGUUCAGUCUUGACGGUGUUUUACUCGACCACGUCAAGAGAUUGAAGCAAGAAAACGAAUAUCUCAUUCUUUCUUUCUCUUACAAAGAUUUAGUCAUAUGCGAAAUCAAGUGGAAAGAUCAAGGGCGAAAUAGGGCAAGAUCAGGUGAUGGCGAGGUUCUUCAAGCCGAGCCAGUUCUUAAUGACCAAUUGGGUGAAUACCGCUACUUGAAUUCCGAACAAAUAAUGCAACAAGCAACUACCAGCACCAUUGCAGUAGAGCCGGAAGUCCAAUCCGAUGAACUCGAUAAGCUGAACAAGGAUACAGAUUUUUUACUUGCUGAACAAGAACAAAGUAUUAGGCCCCUUGAAAGAUCUCCGCUGAUGACGAGUGGUUUUGAAGUCGAAUCGUUGUUGCCUACUGUGAGAUACGAAGAUGAUAUUCAAUCCGCGGAGAGCAAUUUAAGCAUUGAUAUGAAUGAAUUACUCAAUUUUCUGAAUCUUCCUUCGACUUCAAAUGUUCAGGACCCUGUGAUUGAGUCCACGGAUUUGUCGAAGAGAAUGGCAAAAAAUUCUGCUGAAGAAAAUGGAAUCUUCAAAUGA
This is a messenger RNA of Camellia sinensis, 981 nucleotides long. The record is from RefSeq and is a predicted model, not a curated record. Lineage: Eukaryota; Viridiplantae; Streptophyta; Magnoliopsida; Ericales; Theaceae.